AUGGCACGAGCAGCUUUAAAAUUACUACGAAUAGUACAGGCUCGAAAACAUAGCACGUAUUCACACCCAGCACCAUUCUAUCCCAAGUUCAACACACACGCUUUGCCAUAUGAUCCUCAAGAGCCGAGAAACCUUCUUCCGUGCGAGCAAAACUACAUUCAACCGCAACCAAAACUUAAUGACAAUAUAAUAGUGGCGAUGUCUUCUGGAGUCGACUCUUCAGUGUGCGCCGCUCUAUACUCCAAGUACCCGAAUGUUAAAGGGAUAUACAUGUCAAACUGGUCUCAAACUGCCACAUGCACUGAGCGAGAGUGGAAAGAUGUCAAACAAGUGUGCCAUAAGUUGGGCAUACCAUGUGAACGAGUUAACUUUGAGUCCGACUAUUGGAACAAUGUUUUUGCUCCCAUGGUUGAGAAAUAUCGUGCUGGUUUAACUCCAAACCCCGAUGUCGGGUGUAACAAAUAUGUUAAAUUUGGUAAAUUGGCUCAUUAUUUGAAUGACAAGUAUGGCGAUGGCUGGUGGUUAGUCACGGGCCACUAUGCGCGUGUGAUGCAAAAUGCCGCUGGCGAGUACCAUCUACUUCGCGGGUUGAGUACUCGUAAAGAUCAGUCAUAUUAUCUUUCCUCGAUCCCGUCAAACAUCCUCAGCAAAGUGAUUCUUCCAAUGGGCCACUAUUUAAAAUCUGAAACGAGGGAAAUUGCCAAGCAAUUUGAUCUUCACGUAAAGAACAAACCGGAUUCACAAGGACUUUGUUUUGUCAAUCCCAACCAAUCAAAUUUCCGAGAUUUUCUCAAUGAGUAUAUCGAACCUAAUCCCGGUGACAUUGUGACUGAGGAUGGCAAAGUAUGGGGUCAUCAUCAGGGGCUAUGGCAUGCUACAAUUGGGCAGAAAUCAAGUGUGUCGAUGCCCCAGGGUGAUCCAAAUUACAAGGGUGUAUGGUUUGUUGCUGAAAAGAAUAUUGACAAGAAUCAAUUGAUUAUAGUUAGGGGCCAUGAUAAUCCAAAGCUAUACAAGUCAAGGGUUGUUGUUAGUGAUAUUGAUUGGGUUUAUGAUGUAGCGAAAGUUAUGGCACUUGAUGCCAAUGAGGUUGAAUUUCAACAACACUCGUUGUCGACACCUACAAGAGUAAAACUGUGGAAUUUGAACAGUGAUAGUGUUGGAAAGUUGGAAUUGGAGUUGGAGUUGGAGUUGAUUGACAGUGUGAGGGCUUUAGCACCUGGACAAGCUGGGGUUCUUUACCAUGGUAAGCAAGUUUUAGGCGGUGGGGUAAUUUCAAAAACGGAUACGUAG
Lodderomyces theae is the source of this 1290-nucleotide messenger RNA. Its product is annotated as tRNA-5-taurinomethyluridine 2-sulfurtransferase. The coding region runs from base 1 to 1290 and encodes 429 amino acids. The record is from RefSeq and is a predicted model, not a curated record. Gene Ontology annotation, molecular function: sulfurtransferase activity. Gene Ontology annotation, biological process: tRNA wobble position uridine thiolation. NCBI's taxonomy places the organism in Eukaryota, Fungi, Ascomycota, Pichiomycetes, Serinales, Debaryomycetaceae. Gene Ontology annotation, cellular component: mitochondrion. The transcript has a single exon.